This is a messenger RNA of Amphimedon queenslandica, 1607 nucleotides long. RefSeq lists its product as uncharacterized. The transcript has 2 exons. Gene Ontology annotation, molecular function: nucleic acid binding. The record is from RefSeq and is a predicted model, not a curated record. Bases 192 to 1589 code for a protein of 465 amino acids. Lineage: Eukaryota; Metazoa; Porifera; Demospongiae; Haplosclerida; Niphatidae. Gene Ontology annotation, biological process: DNA integration.
UUUGGCCCCAGGUUUAGCGGCCCCAAAUGCAAGGUUUUGCCCCACUCAAAGAUCUUUGGGCCCCCAACUUAGCGAUGCCAAUUGCUUUUUAUGGCCCCAGUCCAAUUAUGCAUAAAGGCCUGCACCCCCCCAGUUUCGAUAACCCCCCGUUUCAUAACUACUAAUAAACUUAUACAGUUAUUAAAUUAAAAAUGGAUAUUUUGUCGGACCUUGAUGAUCUUUUAUGCGAUUCUUUACUUAAUUGUCACAGGAUGUCAAUUCAAGCCACAGACAGAAUUGUUCUUAGAUUGGAAAUCCUUUCUGAUGCUUUUGAAGAUUAUGUUAUUGAGGUUUCUCAUAGUGCCACUGCCACUCCCACUUAUAUAUCUUUAUGUGUUGAACUCCAAAUUGUCAUAGCAUAUCUGCUUGUAUUGUGGCAAACAGAGUUGUUAAGAAUUAGCAGCAGUGACAGACCAGGGCCUGGCAGACCUAGAGUUUAUUUGAAUCCAGAAAUGAUAGAGUUUUUUAGAGAUAAUGGAUACAGUUGGCAACAAUGUGCAAAUAUGCUAAUGAUAUCUAGGACGACACUUUGGCGUCGAGUUCAAGAGCUUGGUAUACCCACACUUAGAUCUAGCUCUGCUCUAAUAUCAGAUGCUGAAUUGGAUGCAGUUGUACAGAUGAUUUAUAAACAAUCACCAAAUAAUGGAGUUAUAAUGGUGUGGGGUCAGUUAAAAAGUCAGCAUAUUCAAGUAUCCAGAAGACGAGUACGUGAUAGUUUGAUGAGAGUUUGCCCAGAAGCUGUAAGGAAUCGUGCAUCCCGAGCUAUAUCCCGAAGAAUUUAUAAUGUACAUUGUUCAAAUGCUCUCUGGCACAUUGAUGGUCUCCAUUGCCUUAUUCGCUGGAGGAUAGUAAUACAUGGAUCUAUUGAUGGGUACUCGAGAAAAAUCACAUAUCUCCAUGCAUCUGAUAAUAAUAGAGCCAGUACAGUACUAGCUCUUUUUCUGGAAGCAACUGACAAUGAUGGCUGGCCAUCAAGAGUCAGGUCAGAUAAAGGUGGGGAAAAUAUUGAUGUUGCCAGAGCCAUGUUGACUGUACGAGGAGUGGGUAGGCAUAGCCAUAUUGCUGGAACUAGCGUCCAUAAUCAAAGAAUAGAGCGCCUUUGGCGUGAUACCUUUAGGUGUGUGUGCCACAGCUUUUAUGCUUUAUUUUAUGAUAUGGAAGAUAUGCUAAUAUUAUCUCCAACAGAUGAACUACAACUAUAUGCACUACAUUAUGUAUUUUUACCAAGAAUUAAUAGGCUUCUGAAAGAAUUUAAAAAUACCUGGAAUAAUCAUCAUUUGCGUUCUGAACAUGGUUUGUCACCUAAUCAGCUUUGGCUACAGGGUCUAUCUGAAUGUAACUUUGACUGUGAUGUAGAAACAGAUUUUGGCACCCAAGAUGGACAACCUAAUCCAUUUGAUAUGGGCAGAGUUGAAAUUCCUCACACCACAGUCAAUUUAACAAGUACUGAAGAACAAGCACUAAGAGACCAGAUAAACCCUUUAUCUCAUUCAGAACUCAGUGGACUUGACCAUUACCUUAAUGCAUAUGAAUAUCUGAAGAAUUUAUAACAAAAAAUGACAAAGUAA